Molecule: messenger RNA, 1416 nt
Organism: Aspergillus niger
Lineage: Eukaryota; Fungi; Ascomycota; Eurotiomycetes; Eurotiales; Aspergillaceae
Exons: 4
Coding region: 1-1416 (471 amino acids)
Biological process (GO): tetrahydrofolate interconversion; folic acid metabolic process; L-serine catabolic process
Cellular component (GO): cytoplasm
Molecular function (GO): cobalt ion binding; pyridoxal phosphate binding; zinc ion binding
Source: RefSeq, a predicted model, not a curated record
AUGGCUACCUACGCUCUCUCUCCGGCUCACCGGAACCAAAUGGAGGUGUCCCUCGUGGACAGCGAUCCUGAGAUCGCUCAGAUCAUGGAGAAGGAAAUCCAACGUCAGCGCGAAUCCAUCGUCCUGAUCGCCUCGGAGAACUUCACCUCCCACGCUGUCUUCGAUGCUCUGGGUUCCCCCAUGAGCAACAAGUACUCCGAGGGUUACCCCGGCGCUCGCUACUACGGUGGCAACCAGCACAUCGAUGCCAUCGAGCUUACCUGCCAGGCUCGUGCCCUCAAGGCUUUCAACCUGGACCCCGCCAAGUGGGGCGUCAACGUUCAGUGCCUCAGUGGUAGCCCUGCCAACCUGCAGGUCUACCAGGCCCUCAUGCGCCCUCACGACCGUCUCAUGGGUCUUGACCUCCCCCACGGUGGUCACUUGAGUCACGGUUACCAGACUCCCGCCAGAAAGAUCUCUGCUGUCUCUACCUACUUCGAGACCUUCCCCUACCGUGUCAACCUUGAGACCGGUAUCAUUGACUACGAUCAACUCGAGGCCAACGCUGAGCUCUACCGCCCCAAGUGCUUGGUCGCUGGUACCUCCGCCUACUGCCGCCUGAUCGACUACGCUCGCAUGCGCAAGAUCGCUGACAAGGUCGGCGCCUACCUCAUUGUCGACAUGGCUCACAUCUCUGGUCUGAUUGCCGCCGGUGUCAUCCCCUCCCCCUUCGAGUACGCCGAUGUUGUCACCACCACCACCCACAAGUCCCUCCGUGGUCCCCGUGGUGCCAUGAUCUUCUUCCGCAAGGGUGUCCGCAGCACUGACCCCAAGACCGGCAAGGACAUCAUGUAUGACCUUGAGGGCCCCAUCAACUUCUCUGUCUUCCCUGGUCACCAGGGUGGUCCCCACAACCACACCAUCACUGCUCUGGCUGUUGCCCUUAAGCAGGUUGAUACCCCCGAGUUCAAGCAGUACCAGCAGCAGGUCAUCAAGAACGCCAAGGCCCUCGAGGAGGAGUUCAAGGCUCUCGGUCACAAGCUCGUCUCUGACGGCACUGACAGCCACAUGGUCCUUGUCGACCUCCGCAACAAGAGCCUGGACGGUGCUCGUGUCGAGGCUGUCCUCGAGCAGAUCAACAUUGCUUGCAACAAGAACUCCAUCCCCGGUGACAAGUCUGCUCUGACCCCCUGCGGUAUCCGUAUCGGUGCCCCCGCCAUGACCACCCGUGGUAUGGGUGAGGAGGACUUCAAGCGCAUUGCCCGCUACAUCGACCAGUCCAUCAACCUCUGCAAGAAGGUCCAGAGCGAGCUUCCCAAGGAGGCCAACAAGCUCAAGGACUUCAAGGCUAAGGUUGCCUCCGAGACCGUCCCUGAGAUCCUCAGCCUCCGCAAGGAGGUCGCUGAGUGGGCCAGCACCUUCCCCCUCCCCGUCUAA